Messenger RNA from Heterobilharzia americana, 519 nucleotides. The record is from the annotation of a GenBank genome assembly. NCBI's taxonomy places the organism in Eukaryota, Metazoa, Platyhelminthes, Trematoda, Strigeidida, Schistosomatidae.
AUGGGAUGUCAAGAUCACCCAGAAAGUGUAUACUUUUUAUUAAUAACUUUUUCAUCUGCCUUAAUUUUUCAAGCAUGCCUACGAAAAAAUCCAGGUCAAAUGAGUUUGUCAAUCGAACUUGCUCUUUAUCAUCAAACUUUACAUUGCCCAACUCCAGGGUGUACUGGAAGAGGACAUGUGAAUAAUAAUCGUUCAUCUCACCGAAGCCUCAUCAAUAGAACAAAUUUUCCAAGUUUGUUGAAUUGUCCAACACAAUCUAAUCAUACUAAUAAUAACAAAAAUGGUAGUGUUCCUCAUGAACCACAAACUUGCUAUCCUAUAUUUAAUCCAUGUCCACUAAACAACAACUUAAGUGAAAUAAACAAUAAUUUUGAUGAAAAACAUUCCACUCCACUUUUAAAUAUUUCAGAGAGAUCAUAUCAUCUCCCUCUUGAAGGUGAGAAUUUCACAGGAUGUUUGGAUAAUGCAGUAUAUAAUUUAAAUCUGACACAAUGUGAUCUUUUCCAAAUUCCCUCUUGA